Aricia agestis (brown argus) is the source of this 5885-nucleotide messenger RNA. Its product is annotated as citron rho-interacting kinase-like. The record is from RefSeq and is a predicted model, not a curated record. Gene Ontology annotation, cellular component: cytoskeleton; cytoplasm. Gene Ontology annotation, molecular function: protein serine/threonine kinase activity; ATP binding. Bases 158 to 5794 code for a protein of 1878 amino acids. Lineage: Eukaryota; Metazoa; Arthropoda; Insecta; Lepidoptera; Lycaenidae. The transcript is spliced from 31 exons. Gene Ontology annotation, biological process: actomyosin structure organization; peptidyl-threonine phosphorylation.
CUAUGAUACCGUGUUACAGACUUUGUUUAUAAAAGUUAAUAUUAUAAUUAUAAUUUGGUGGAUAAAAGUGAUGAAUUAUAUAAACAUCUUUAAAGCUAUCAGCGUAACAUGUUUUAGUAAGAAAUUAAAAGCGUAAACGCUCCGUAGAUCGAACACAAUGGAGCCUUCAAAGGAAGCGAUUGCAAUACGAGUAAUGCGGCUAAACCGCCAAAUAACUGGUAAAGUUUUGAAGAAUUCCAAUAAAUUAAGUAAGAAAAUAGACCGCGAAACGCUAUUGGAUGCGUUAACGGUGCUUUAUGACGAGUGCAACGAGGAUCCAGUCAAGAAAUGUGAUGAACAUGUCCGAAUAUUUUUGGAUAAAUAUCGAAGUGCACUGGCAGAGCUGCGACAAGCUCGAGUUUGUCUGUCAGAUUUUCAACUGGUUCAGUUAAUAGGCAAAGGUGCUUAUGGAGAAGUGCAUAUGGUAAGAGAGAAACAGACUGGUGAUGUUUAUGCAUUAAAAGGUAUAAAGAAGGAGCAAGCUCGAAAACGAGUUUGUGGAGCUGAAGAUGAGAGGGAUAUACUUGCUUCUACAUCAACACACUGGAUUCCACGCUUGCAGUAUGCUUUCCAGGAUAACAUUCAUCUCUACUUGGUCAUGGAAUUGUGUAAUGGUGGUGACUUGGCCAGUCUACUUGGUCGGCGCAAUAAUCCUCUGUCUGAAAAAGAUGCAGCAUUUUACAUUGCAGAGGUGGCACAUGCACUUAAGGCGCUGCAUGCAAUGGGUUACGUACAUAGGGAUGUCAAACCUGAAAAUAUACUUCUUGACAGGUGUGGGCACAUAAAACUCGGUGACUUCGGGUCGUGCGCGCGCAUGUCUGAGGGUGCGUGUAUCGGGCUGGGAGUGGGCGGUACUCCGGACUAUGUAGCCCCAGAGCUGUUGACUGACGACUGCGGCUCUACGCACGCGGGCUGCCGGGACUUUUGCCGCCGCGCUGCUACAGCUAUUUCUGCUUGUGAUUAUUGGUCUCUUGGUGUUGUGGCCUUCGAAUUGGUGACACUAAACCGACCAUUCUCUACUGAAGAUGACGAUUCUACUGCAAAAAUAUUGAGCGAAAUACAGAAGUACGAGAGAGACGAAGAUGCUGAGCCGCCGUUCGACCCGCUGCCUCACGGGCCGUCCCACACGUGGCGGUCGCUGGUGCGCGGGUUGCUGCGCGUUCAUCCCGCCCGGAGGUACAACUACCUCGACACGCUACAGCAUCCUGCGCUCGCGCAUCUCGCUCUGCAUAAUAUACGGGACCAGGCGCCGCCAUGGGUGCCGCUGCUGCGCGGCGCGGAGGACGCGUCGUAUUUGCCGGCGCCGCACCGCGACAUGGCCCCACCCUCCGCCGCGCCCUUCCGCACUCGCCCGCCCUUUGCCGGACAACUGCCCUUCGUAGGUUAUUCAUAUGUGGCUCCAGAAGAGCACGAAGACAGCACUGCGGGAUUUAACGCGUCCCACGAUUGUACGGCGAUAGACCUUGCCACGUUUAAGUCAGCCGAGAAGCUAGCAGCGAUGCGGAGUAAAGAGAUAGCGUCGCUACAGAGUCAGCUGGCGGCGGCAGAGGCGGCGGCGAGCGGCGCUGCGGACGCGGCGCGCCGCGACGCUGACGCGGACGCCGAGCGUAUGCGUGCGCGUCUGCAGGCCGACAUUACCGCGCUUAGUCUACAGAAUAAGCGUUUAGAGCGUCAAGUGGAAGUAGAAAAGGAGGAGCGUAUGGCGCUGCAACGGACUAACCAGGAGCUGAGCGCCGGCUUGGCGGAGCGGAGCAGCGCCGAGCUGCGCGUCGCUCAGGCGGAGGCGAACGAGCUGCGUGCGGAGCGUGACGUCAUGCGUGCGGACAUGUCGCGGCUGGAGGCGCGAAUUAGUGAACUACAAGCGGAGUGUGCCGCAGCGCUUGCAGCCGCUGACAGCGCUCGCGUGCAGCAUAAACAGUAUAAGGAUAUGUUUCAACACGUGCAAGAAUUGCGACAUAGGUGGUUUACAGAACUUAAUAUCAAACCAUUAGAUACAGUAGCGAAGGAGCGUGCGGCGCGGCGUCAAACUCUCAUCGGCGGCGAGGCAGACGCGGCGCGGCUUGUGGCAGCCGAAGCGAGCGCGGCACGCGAGCUGCGCGCGCGCAACGACCUCGAACGCCGUCUCGCCGCCGCUGAGGCCGAACUCGCGCUAGCCGAACAACGCCACACCGCCGGACAAGCCGAACUCACGCAGGCUAACGAGCGGCUCGAGAACGCUGAGAGGAUGUUAACAGAGAAGGAGCGCACGACCAACACUCUAAAUCGUCACUUGGAAGAGCUGCAGGUCCAACUGUCGCAGGAACGAUUACGGAACACCGCCCUCGCCGCACAAGUUCAGGAGCUAGAGCGUGGUGUGGGCGCGGCCGCGGAGCGGGAGACGGCGCUAGAGGAGCAGAGCGCGCGCACGGAGGCGCGGCUACAGCAGCGACUGGCAGACGCCGAGCAGCGCGCCGCAGCCGCGCUCGCUGACGACGCGCGACGACAACAGAAAGUCGGCACAUUGGAACAAUUAGUGCGUCAGUUGGAGCGCGAGGUGAGCGCUCUGGAGCAACGCUCGUGUCCGAAGUGCGCGGGUGCAGUCGCGGGGCCGGUGCAGACCAGCGCCACCAACACGGACGACGACGACGCGCGCGACUGUCGCAGCGACACCGAGAGCGUCGCCGAUCCGCAGUUGGCCGCGCACGUGGCGUUGCUGCGUGAGCAGCUCGAGCGCGCCGAGGCACAGCUGCAGACUCGAGCGGAUGAAAUAGCAACACUGCGUCAAGAAGCUCGGUCCGCAAACUUAGCUAGAUGGCGAAAGGAGAAGGAAUUUAACGAGCUAAGUCUAGACGCAAAAGUAACAGCCCGAGAUUUGAAACGUUCAGAGGAGAGAAUAGCGUCGGCAGUGGAAGCGAGGAGGGCGGCCGAGGAGAAGCUAAUGGUACUGCACAAGGAGGUUACCACGCUGCGGCCGCAGUGCGAACAGUACAAGAAGGACGUGGAACGGUUGACAGGACAGGUGGAUAAACUACAGAAGUCUAACGACGUCCUACAAGCUGAAGUGGAUAGAUCGCGCAACGACAUUCGCAAGCUGAAGAGUGAGGUGCAGUACAGCGAGAAGCGGCGCCUGCACGCCGAGGAGCAGGAGGAGCUGUCGGCGCGCGAGCGGGCGCAGCUGCGGGACGAGCUCAUGCCGCUGCGUGCGCAGAACACAGAUCUCAUGCAGAACAACAGAGCCCUUCAGGAAGCAUGUGGCUUACUUGAGGAACAGCUGACUGACCUCGAAAAACUCACCGAUAUUCAUGAAACUAAAAAUAAGGAAUUGGAGUCGGAAUUGAUCAGCCUACGCAGUGAAAUGGAGACGUGUCGUAAACAGCUGUUGGAAAGCGAGCGACGCUGCGGUGAGCUGGCGGCCGAGGCGGCGGCAGCUGACAAACGCGCUAGAGACGCCAACGAUAUGCUACAGCGGGCUAACUUACAGCUGGAUAUAUUGAGGGAGAAACUGGAGAGUCGCGAGUGCCUAGUAAGCGAGUUGGAGUCUCGCACCGCGGAGUUGGAGAGCGAGGCGGCGGGUCGCGACGCGGCGCUGACGGCGGCGGCUCGGCGCGUGCGCGAGCUACAGGAGGAGGCGGCCACGCUGCGUACGCGCGCGCAGCACCACCACACAGCAGCGCUGCAGCUGCAGGCCAGCCUCGCUGAUGCACAGGAGGAGGCGGCAGCAGCACGUGAGGCGAACGACGCGGCGACGGCGUGGUGGCGCACGCGCGAGACCAAGGCCGACGCCACGCUGCGGCAGCAGGCCAAGCUCAUCGACUUCUUACAGGCAAAAGUUGAGGAAGCGGGUCGUAAGAAGGGUUCUCUGAGUACAAAGUUGUUCGGACGGUCCGGUCGGCGCGGGGCCGCUUCGCCGCCACUGCUCAGGGUUAACAGGGAGUUGCGUGAAGAAAUAGAACGGUUAAGAACAAGGCUGGCGGCGGCCACGGCCAACGGAGAAGCUAAUGUUCCACCCACACCGAGACGAGAAAAAAAAUUGGAUAAGCCAAAGAAAAUAAUAAUUAAUGGGUCACCUAGAUUUGAUCCAGAGGAGAUAGAUGAUGAUUCCCUGCUGAUUGUAUGGAAGGACGGUUCGCGCGAGCGGUGGGAGGCGCGCGCGGACGGCACGGGCGCGGUGCUGCGGCGCGGCGCGACGGAGAUACGUGCGCGUCUCGCGGGACCCGACGUGCCACACCUACCGCAUAACGAGGCUAGCCGCGCUUUUCAGCUAAAGUUGGAAGACAGCGCUCGCGGCGACAGCGCGGCGGCGGUGUGCUGCAGCGUGGAGCGGCGCGCGGCGUGGCUGGCGCAGCUGACGGCGCCCGCGCCCCGCGCCCCGCCCCCCGGUACUGCGGAACUCACCCGCAUACCUGCAACUCCUGCCGCCGCGCUGUACAUCGCUAAUAAUGCUGUUGCCAUCGGUUGGGGCGGCGGUCUGUCCUCAACCCGCGGUGCGGUGCAGCUGCAGUGGGCGGACGAGGAUGCGGUGGGCGCGGUGACGGCGCUGUGCGGCGCGGGAGGACGCGCACUGGUGCUGGCCGGCGGCAGGCUGGGUCACGCGCCGCUCCUGGCCCUGGCCUCGGCGCUCCGACGGGCUUCCUCCCUCGAACCCGCCCUCACUCUGCAACCUCUAGAGCUACCCGACCACACCGUCCCACACUUGGUUAAGGGCGCAAUGGACGGCGACGGUAGUGCGGCGGUGGCUUGCGGACGGCGCGUGAUGCUGCUGCGGUACGCAGCGGCGCGCGGAGAGUUCGUGUGUCAGCGCGCCGUGACCGUGGACGCGCCGGCGCGGGCGCUGCUGCCCACCGCCGCCGCGCUCUACGUCGCCGGCGAGAAGCCGCUGCGCCUGGCUCUGCCUGCCGGCGCCAUCGAGACCUUCGCCCUCGACGACACCACCGUGGCCGCCGCUUACAAACGCCGCUCGCCACCGCGGGCGCUCCUCCAGGUCCGAAAGCGACCGGUCGAGAUACUCAUAUGCUACGACGAGUGCGGUGUGUUCGUCGACGAGACCGGCAAACGCACCCGCACCGAGGACCCGAAAUGGGGCUCGUCGGUGAACGCCUGGGAGUACGUGGCGCCGUUCCUGUACCUCGUCUCGUCCAACAAGAUUAGUGUCGUACAUUUGAGCGACGAGGCUUACCGUGCGCCGCCGUGCACGUGCGACGCCACCUCGCUCGCGUCCUCCGCGUCGGAGGGCUCUCUCCCGGAGAUCUUCAACGUGAAGAUCGAUGAGCCCCGCCUGCUGGGCACCACGCCCGACGGCAUCAUAGUGAGCACGGAGGUGGACGGCGACCACGUGGUUCUGGCGGUGGACGGGCGGGCCGCCUUCCGGAGCGUGGGGGCGUCUCUGGAGUCCCUGACGACAGAGUCGGGGUCGGCGCGGGAGUCUCGCGGCAGUUGCUCGGACCUGGCGCAGUCCUCGACGGACCUGUCGCCCCACGACGAGUCGCGGGAGAGCGUGGAGAUCACCACGGGAUUUUUGGCCGACAUUAGGAAGCGAGCCCACCAGCUGCGCGAGAAGCAACGAGAGGAGCGGAGGCAGGACGAGGUGAUAAAGAAGAUCCUGACGACGGAGGUCGGGCUGAAGCGGCCCUCGCUCGGGAGGAAGUCGCCGGUGGACACGUCGGAGUUCGACUCGGACUCGACGCCGGAGAGCGACGACGGCACCGGCUCCACCAAGCGCACGGCCGACGUAUGCGCCGAGAUGUUCACGAGGCAGGUGCGAUUCGAUCGCAACUAAAGUGUCAGUGAAGUCAAAAGAGGUAUUACUCGUUACAUUAGUAUAAACAAACACUCCUACUAUUAAUAUUACACAGUAUAUAAUUAUUCAA